AUGCCUUCGGUGACAUUAAUAGCAGAUAUUUUGAGAGAAAUUUUCGAAUAUCAUAAAGAUGAUCCGAAAACCCUUCAUAGUUUGAUUAAUGUCAAUCGACUAUGGUGUUGCCAGGCAAUUCCCUUAUUAUGGCGCAGACCUUUCGAGAUGGCUGCUCAAGAUAGAUACCAUCAAAUUAUUGGAACCUACAUAAUGUGUCUUUCAGAUAAAGCAUUAUCUAGAUUUAU
Messenger RNA from Racocetra persica, 227 nucleotides. The record is from the annotation of a GenBank genome assembly. Lineage: Eukaryota; Fungi; Glomeromycota; Glomeromycetes; Diversisporales; Gigasporaceae.